This is a messenger RNA of Mauremys mutica (yellowpond turtle), 2777 nucleotides long. RefSeq names its product ectonucleoside triphosphate diphosphohydrolase 8-like. Lineage: Eukaryota; Metazoa; Chordata; Testudines; Geoemydidae. The coding region runs from base 129 to 1625 and encodes 498 amino acids. The transcript is spliced from 10 exons. The record is from RefSeq and is a predicted model, not a curated record. Gene Ontology annotation, molecular function: UDP phosphatase activity; GDP phosphatase activity. Gene Ontology annotation, cellular component: plasma membrane. Gene Ontology annotation, biological process: nucleoside diphosphate catabolic process.
UGGGUGCUGGCAGCCUCUGUCCGGGCACACGGCACUGCACUGCCCCAGCAGCAUGGACUAAUGCAAGCACAGGAGAGAAGCACCACUGUGUGAGCCCAAAGGUCUCCUUGUCGGCAGCGCAGGUCACCAUGGGAUGCAGUCCCAAGGCAGUUGCUGUUGGGUGUCUCCUGGCAGUCAUUGUUGUUUCUGGCAUCAUUGCUCUCAUCUUGGCGGUUGUGGGUGUGAAGGAUGUUUAUCUGCCUCCAGGUACCAAGUAUGGGAUGGUGUUUGACGCCGGCUCCUCGCACACGGCUCUCUACAUCUACCAGUGGCCAGCGGAUAAAGAGAACGGCACCGGCAUCGUCAGCCAGGCUGAGGCCUGCACCGUGCAAGGCCCUGGGAUCUCCAGUUACGCUGACAACCCCACGAGGGCCGGAGCCAGCCUGAGGGCCUGUCUGGACAAGGCCAUGACGAUCAUCCCUGCGGAGCAACAGAGAGAAACGCCCACCUACCUGGGCGCUACUGCGGGCAUGCGGCUGCUGAGGGAGCAGAACAGCACAAAAGCCGACCUGGUCUUUGCAGAGGUCUCCAAGACCAUAAGGCAGUACCCUGUAGAUUUCCGUGGCGCUCGGAUCCUCACUGGGAAUGAGGAAGGAUCCUUUGGUUGGAUCACAAUCAACUACCUGCUGGAGACGCUCAUCAAGUUCUCCUUUGCAGGGAAAUGGAUACGGCCUCAGUCAGCUGAGGUUCUGGGAGCUCUGGAUCUUGGAGGAGCCUCAACCCAAAUAACCUUUCAGCCCAGUGGUACCAUUGAGGACAACAGCACCGAAGUCUUCUUCCGGCUGUAUGGGACCAACUACUCCGUUUAUACCCACAGCUACCUCUGCUACGGGCGAGACCAGGCCUUGAAGAUGCUGCUGGCAGCCCUAAGGAAGGAGAACCUCACCUCUCAGCAGAUCUCCCACCCGUGCUACCCCAAGGGAUACGAGGAGAACAUCACUGCCGCUGCCCUGUAUGACAGUCCCUGCGUCCCAGCACCAGCUGCACAUGACCCCAGCCAGAUCCUCACGGUGCAGGGGACAGGAGCCCCAGCGGAGUGCAGGAGUGCCAUCCAGAAACUCUUCAACUUCACAGCCUGUGGAGCCAACAGGACGUGCGGGUUCAAUGGGGUCUACCAGCCGCCGGAGCAUGGGCAGUUCUUCGCCUUUUCUGGAUUUUACUACACAUUCCAUUUUCUGAACCUGACUAACGAGCAGCCCCUGAGUGUCAUCAAUGCCACCAUCUGGGGCUUCUGCACUAAAGGCUGGAAGGAGCUGCAGGCCAGCUUCCCACAAGAGGAGAGUCACGGGCGCCUACACAAUUACUGCCCCUCGGCCUUUUACAUCCUGACACUGCUACACGAGGGCUACAAAUUUGACGAACAAAUGUGGAGCAACAUCCAUUUCCGCCAAAAGGCUGCGAAUACAGACAUCGGCUGGACCUUGGGCUAUGUGCUGAACCUCACCAACAUGAUCCCGGCAGAGACCCCCGAACAAGUGAAAGGGCAGCAGCGUGGGCUCUGGGCAGCCGCCAUCUUCUUUAUUGUCCUGACCGCUGCAGUGGCACUGGUGGCCAUUCUCAUCCAGUGCCUCUGGAAUCCCAGUUAGCAGCCCGAGUAAUGGAUGGAGAGUCCCUCUCACCAACCCAGGAAAGGAGAAGUGGCACAAGUGAUGACAAGUGUUGGGAGGCCUUCAAGGCACUAGCCAUCUCUUCAGGAUACCUGCCUGGUUCCUCUCAGUGAACACCUCCCUCCAAAGAAGGCCAAGGAGGGAUCUGAUCAGAGUUUAGAACUAUCUCCUGGGGGAAGAGCUCUGAUCAGAGAAGUCUCUUUAACCGAGCAGACAAAGGAUGACUGAGAGCCAAUGGCUGGAAGCUGAACUAGACCAAUUCGAACUAGAAAGGCGGCAUUUUUUUAAAAUAGGGAGAGUAAUUAAUCACUGCCUAAAUAUAUGGGGGAGUUUCCCAUCGCGUGACAUCUUUCAGUCAAGACUGGCUGUCUUUCUAGACAUGCUCUAGCUCACUUAGAAGCCAUGGGUACAGUGCUGGAGUCCAGGAGUGUGGCUGGACGGCCUGUGUUAUACGGGAGAUCAGGCUGGAUGAUGCUAAUGCGCCCUCUGACUCUCACUGCAGGAUCGGAGACAGAUUCUUGCACCAGCAGCAGGAGGGCCAGCCACGCAUGUAGGCAUGGAUCCUGAGUGCGAGGAAGGCGUGUGCUCUGGCAGAUCAGGAUGGGACCCUGUACCUUUAAGUCAUGUAGUCUGUUAGCCCUUUUGUGCCCGGAAUGAUGCCCGCAGGUAUGUGGUAGCACUCUGGCAAGAAGACAACAGCCUUCUCAGUGCCUUGCCCUCCCCCCCACACUGUGGGAUCAACUGUUCCUGCCUCCUUUGUUUUCUUUGUGCAUGUUAGGCAGUACCUUCCCAGACCUGCAGAAGAGCUCUGUGCAGCUCAAAACCUUGUCUCACGCACCAACAGAAGUUGGGGAAGGAAAUAUCUUUCAUUGGACCACUUUGUCUCAGGAUCAAAGUCAGUUAUUUUAGAAAUAUUUAUUGGAAUUUCAGAGAAAAGAAAAUAAUGAGCAGCUGAUCUGAACAUUGCAAAGGCUGCGUCCACUGGCCCCAUAUAUAUAGAUUUGAUUUAAAUAAAACCCACCACCCCACUCCAAAACCUCAGCUCUAGGCACAUAGACACCUCUUCACAAAAACACUCCCUCCAACAGCAUCACAGGCUCCUACUCAACUAAACCAACUCCAAGGGACCAU